AUGAAGAAGCCAUUACUCUCCAUCGUUGUUCACCUCCUACACCUUGCUCUUUUCCUCCUUGCCAUGCUUCUUCUGCAGCCGUGCGUGGUUCUGGCCAUCAUGUCGACCCCAAGCAGCUUAGCCGCCAGCGACAGCCUGAAGCCACCCAACUACGUUACCAGCCCCUCCGGCGACUUCGCCUUCGGCUUCCGCACCCUCCCCGACUCCAACGCAUCCUCCUCCAGCUCCUUCCUCCUAGAGAUAUGGUUUCGCUUUGAUCCUGGCAGGGUCGUGUGGUUCGCCGCAGACGCGGGCUCAGGCUCCGCUGUGGUCGCCGGAGGCCAGUCCGUCCUGAGCCUCAGUACCACCGGCCAGCUCUCCCUUGCUAAUCCUGGAACUAGCAAUGCAUGGACCCCAUACACUGACGCUAGCCAAAACUACGGCUCCCUUCUCAAGGAUGGGAACAUCGUCAUGUACAGGACGGAUCUGCCAGGUAGCGGCCCCCUGGCCCCCAUCAACGCCUACUGGAGCAGCCGCACUUGUUGUGUCGACAAUGGCACGACUCUCUACUUCGACGCCGAGCUCGUCGGCCACCUCUACUACCGGCUCACGGACGGCACCAGCCGGAACCUGACAGCCCCUCAGCCCGUUCCUUCCGCCGGCAGUAGGUUCUUCUACCAGCACGCCACGCUCGACCCAGACGGCAUCCUUCGUGUCUACAUCCUCCCCAACAACACCGGCGACCGCAACGACAACGCCACAUGGUCCGUCGUGAACACGCCGGUACCAAGCGACGGCUGCCAAGCGGUGACCAACAGCCGGCGUGGCAUGUGUGGACCCAACUCCUACUGUGUGUACGACGCCGACAACCGGCUCGACUGCGAGUGUCUAGGUGGCUACACCUUCUUGCACACACAGUUUAGGUACGAGGGCUGUGCUCCAGCAUUUCUUCAGGAUACCUGCGAUGACGGGAAGAGCAGCCAUUCUUCCGAGUUCAAGCUCGUGGAGUUGCCCAACACGUAUUGGGCAAACCCGAUAUUCUACGAGCAGCACAAGUCCAUCACGGCGGAGCAAUGCCAAGAUUUGUGCUUGCACAACUGCCUCUGUGCAGCUGCCUUGUUCGACGGAAGUAGCAACAGCUGCUUGGAGGCUGCUAUGCUUACAAGCGGGUGGCAACAAAAUGGCACGAGCAUGAGGACGCUGGUGAAGGUGCGGAUCAAAGGACCCCCUGCUGUGAUCCUGCCCUACGCAGUCAUUGCUGGAUUGGGCAUGUUAUUGUUGGCCACUGCUUGCAUCCUCCUAGUGCAUUGCUACAUCACUAACAAGAAGGAAAGAAAUAGGAAGUAUCUGAGCGCGACGGGAGACAAGGAGGCGCUGCAGGACCUGGAGAGGGUGGAGAGGUUCGCGCGCAUUGCGAUUUGGUGCGUGCAGGGGGAACCAUCGAUGAGGCCAACGAUGAGGAGCGUGCUGUGGAUGAUGGAGGGCACCAUGGAAGUGGACCCUCUACCUGCUGAUGACCCUCCGGCUCCAAGGGUUCAUGACUUCCCUGCAGCGGCAGCUAGUGGUGGAACUCAUGAGAACUCCAACUCCAGUAGUACAUAUGGUUAUGAUUGA
This is a messenger RNA of Miscanthus lutarioriparius, 1593 nucleotides long. Lineage: Eukaryota; Viridiplantae; Streptophyta; Magnoliopsida; Poales; Poaceae. The record is from the annotation of a GenBank genome assembly.